GUCGAGAGUUGACACGAGUAACAACUGCAUUUAGAUGGCGAGUGGGUAAGUCGUUUCUCUAUUUUUUGUCAUGUUUACAAUGCUUUUCUUGAAUCCUCUAUGGCAAGACAUUCUGUCAAGAUGUCCUGACUUACUUUUUCGUUGUUUUUACUUCGAUUGCAGCUCACAAACAAUAAAAUGUGUCCAUCAUCCCGAGGCGCCAUUGAUUGAAGACUAUCGCGCUGGAGAUAUGAUCUGCUCUGAGUGUGGUCUUGUCGUUGGAGAUAGGUAGAACCCUAGAAGAAAUUUUCACUUUUCUUUAAAGUUAUCUAAAUUACUCCGACAAAGCUUUCUGAAAACAGUCACAGAAAUAUCGUGUAGAAAUUCAAUUUCAGAUCCGUUCAAUGCAUUAAGCUUACGAAAAUGCUUACAUGAAGGUGGCAUAGUUUUUAUCUAUUUCCUGAUCACAGAAAGGUAGCUUUAAAGAACAAUAAGUUUUGAAUUCCUUUCCUUGUGUUGUACGUGACUGAAGAUUGUAGCUAGCUGAAGAUACUAUCGAUUAGUACUCUGCCGGCAGGAUCAGCUGAAACCGGCCUGUAAAUUAUACUAAACUCAGUUUACCUGCAAAAUUACAGGAUGUGCUGACGUCAUAAAUUUUUAAUGAGCAAUCCCAAGCAAUCCCUAUAUUUAGCGCAAGAGAAUAUAUUCGCGUUAAUGAAGGCAUUUCAUUAAGAAUGGAACAAAAUAUUUCUGGCUUCGGUCAGGAUUUUGAUAGUAACUAGUAAACAACAACUGAGUAGUACCAUUGCCUCAUAAUGAUGCAAGCCACCAAAACCUGGGGGGACCCCCCAGUGGGGGGAAGUUCCCAUAAAUGAGGGUCAACUGCAAAUGGGGUUUAUUGCAUAAUGAAUAAAGGCCUUUUUUCACUGCCAUAGGCAUAUAAAUAACAAAAUAUUAACCUUCGGACAUACACGCAAAUUCAUUCCCUCGCUUUGGUACAAGGGUGGGGGGGUUGAUAGAGUACUUUUGUUCAAGAAUUUUAUUCACUGAAAGAGGAUGAAUUGGAAACUGUAGCUGUGCUGCCUUCCAGGUUUAACCAUGGAAGACAAAUCAGGGUGUCAGUAAGGCAGGAUUUGUAAGAAAGAAUUCUCUUCAGACUUAUUUGAUGAAGUGUGCAAGAAUAUUUUAUAGUCUUAAGGGAGCAUUUGAUUUGGAAACACCACCCUACAAACGAUUUUGCCGUCUGCACGACUCACAACCAUACCAACUAACUGACUAAACGUUUUUUUUGCUGCUUACUGACUAACUAGUGUUUUUAUAGCUGUUUUCUGUCUAAGCAGCAUAUUUUUAGCUGUAUACUGACUACAGCUAUACCCCAUGGACAACAGGUCUUUGAGACUGUGGACCUGUUCCAGACAAACAGAGUUGAAUUUGUGGAUUUGAGAAUAUUUCUAUGUAAUUGUGGAUUGUGUAGAUCCAGAAAACAUCCAUACUUCCCCCACAGAAGGGACUGGAAAUUCCUGGGGGGUAGGGGGUUUUCAAAGGCCCAAAAAGUUAAGUAAAUGUAUGAAGCUUGACUUGAAUUUCUAGAGAGGUGGGGGAUCUAAGGAAAAAUCCCUUCCAUGGGGGAGGUAUGGAUAGUUUUUGGAGCCACACAUUAAUGUUUGUGUUUUCCCUAUGAAUUUUAUAGAGUUGUAGAUGUAGGUUCAGAAUGGCGUACAUUUAGUAAUGAGAAGUCCACCAGUGACCCAUCCCGUGUAGGAGCUGCUCAGGUAAGGAUAGCUGUUAGGUUAAACAAUUCUUGAUUAACUUACAAUUGGUGACAAAAUUGUUCAGUCCUCAAAUGGGUAACUUUGGUGAACAAAACAAUCCACACCCCUCCCCUCUCUCCUCCAUUCAUUGUUUUCUACAGGUAGCUUAAACAGCAACACAACAUUGCACGGAGCGGGUGGGGAAAGAGAAGCUAACAUUAGAGAGGCCUUAUAUGGCAAAGUGUCUAAACUAAAUUUGUCACCAAUAGUAGGUUAAUUCUCAAUUUCCAUGGUUAGCUCCCAGAUGGGGACAGGAGGCAAUGAAUCAAUUAAUGAUCAAGAAUCAACUUAAAUCAAAAUUAAACUUGAAAUUAAAUUAGAGCCAGUAAUAUACCUACUUGUCAUUGCAGCUUGUAACAGUUUAAAAUAACCACUUCAUGUUAUCCAUUUGAAUCCUAUUGUAUACUUUAAAAAGCACUCUUUUCAAACUGAGCACAUGAUGCAUUGUGAAUACCAGUGCUCUCGUUCUUAUUACCGUUAAGCUUCCUGUCUAAUUUGUACAUGAUUUAUAUUAAAAUAAAGCUUGUAAAUUUAAGAGCUACAUAACCUUAACUUUAGCUCUAGCUUCUAAAGCUAUACUGUCCAAUAUAUUUGCCAUGACAGUUGUUUUUUGUAUGUGGUUAAUCUGAACAAUCGUCUACUGCAGAACCCAUUAUUGAGUGGAGGUGAUCUAUCAACAAUGAUUGAGAGAGUACCACAGGGAAACAGUUCAGGAGAGGGCUACUCAAAAUACCACAAUCGAGGAGGGGUAUGUUUAACUAAUAAAAACUUGAGUCUCUACUUAACUUUCAUAAUUUUACAUUAAUUUGCACUUAGUUAUCAUUAAUUUUACCAUGGAUCUAGGACAUACAGUCUCAGAUAGGACAACACAACCAUUAUAAUUUCUGCACAUUAUUCAUCAGUACUUUCAACAUCAUCACUGUUUUUGUGUUUCCCUCUGCUCUAGUCACAAAAUACAAAGCACUUUGCCACUACAUCACCAAAACCUCUAGAUUGUCCUUUGAAGUCUCUUCAUUGUAUAAAGUUAAUUUUGUGUUAACUGGUUUAUUUAUUUUGCAGUUAACUGGCUCAGACAGAAGUCUUAUGAAUGCUUUCAGAGAAAUUGGUGUUAUGGCUGAUAGGAUAAAUCUUCCCAGAAAAAUUCAGGUAAGUAAUCUUGACAUCAUAGAAUACAACACAACUUCACAACUUCAGCAUUUUGUAAAUUAAUUAUUAAUUUACAAAAUGCUGAAGUUGUUACAAAAUGCCAUAACCUGUAUUCCACAAGUGUGGGUUAUAAGAAAAAUGCAACAGAACAGAGCUGGUUUAAGACAUGUUAGAUGUAGUUCCUCUUGGAUGAUUGGGAUUAAUUUUAUGACCGAAGAUUACUCAGAUUGGCCAUGAUGCAUCAAACGAACUGCUACAUCCCAUUUGGACAAGGAAUUGUCAGUUCCUUUGGUACACAAUAGCCUGAGUGAUCUUGAAUGGUAAUUCCUGAUCUGGAUAAUCCAAAGGAAACAUGCUCCCUAGAAGUGGGUUAAUACGCUAUAAGGUUGCCAAGUUAAUAUUUUAUGUAGUGAUUCAGUGCGUGCCUUCUUCUUUCUCAGGACCGUGCAAAUGAACUUUUUAAACAAGUUCAUGAACAAAAGAGUUUAAAAGGAAGAAGUAAUGAUGCCAUUGCAUCUGCUUGUUUGUACAUUGCCUGUAGACAGGAGGGUGUACCUAGGACGUUUAAAGGUAUGAUCCUCAUAAUGUCUCUUAAAACAACGUAACUUUCACCCCCUCUUUGCCAUUUCAUAAGUAAGUCAAACUUUUUGAAUGUUUUGUAUUUUUUGGAAAAUGCUCAAAGGAAAGAAGUUAGUUGGCAUUAGAACCAUCUGUAACAUAAAAAAAUCCUUAUAAAUAAAGAAAUAACUUAUUGCUAUUAUAAGUUUUUUGGGUGUUGCAGAUGGCUCCAUCAUCAAGUGACACAGUGCAGAAUAUUUUCAUAUAAUGGCUACGUUUCAGUAUUUCAGUUGAGUUGGCCAAAAAAUAUCACCAUCAUAUAAUAGGUGCCAUGAUCCAAUCAAUGCAGGUCUACAUUAUUUAUCUCCACCUAAAGUGAUCUUUCCCCAUCCUUGUGUAUUUAUUAUGGUUCAUCUUAAACCAGUCCUCAUUUGUAUGCAUUCAUUUUGUUCCUGUUCUUCUUUAUCUUUGUCCUUUCUAUUUUUAUUUUCAGUACCCAAUUACCUCUGUAUACCAUCUUUUAUUCUUAUAUAUGUGACCAAGGUAACAAGACUUCCUCUCUCCGCCCUUUAUAGCAAGUUUGGAAAUAUCUAUUAACAUGUGAAACUUCUUGUCCACAGAAAUUUGUGCAAUUAGCAAAAUCUCCAAGAAAGAAAUAGGUCGUUGUUUCAAGUUAAUUUUGAAGGCCCUGGAAACAAGCGUUCACCUUAUUACAACAACGGAUUUUAUGGUCAGUGAGAUAAGUGUCACUUUUUAUUAAGUAGCUGUCAAUAAAACUAAGAGCCAAGAAGGGUUGAAGUUUUAGGGCAUCUUACCAGUACUUUUUCUAGAAUUUUCGCUAGAAUUUCUUCUCCUAUCUUUGUCGGUAAUAAAAGAGUGUAAAAAACCCUGAUCACGACUUUCGAAAAAAUGAAUUUUAAAAUACCCAUAGGAAAACUUUUCAGAACGUCCAGUUUUUAGUGUGAGCAUGGUGUGGGUGAUUAAACAUAGGGCAGACAGUAUUAAUGCGACCUUUUUAUCGAGGAGAAUAUAUAAAGAAAAUGCAUCAAAUCUAUGCGUUUUAUAUCAUCAUGCUGUCUGAAAAAGAAGUAGAUGCUUGAAGAGGUCUUUUAAUAGUGCUGCUUCGACCCCAGUAUUCGUCCCAAGUUCAGUUUUUCUCUUGUUAUCUUGUUUGUGUUCUAGAGUGGAAGAAAUUGUAACGUAGAAGUGAAUAGUAAGAAUAGGCUGACAACAAGAUGUCAUGUUUACGUGAUGAAAAGUAGAACCUUUCGAUGUUUCGUUUCUCUCUUUCAGUCAAGAUUUUGUUCCAAUCUUGGCCUCCGAGCAGAAGUACAGAAGGCAGCUACACAUAUCGCCCGUAAAGCGGUUGAUUUAGAUUUAGUUCCUGGGUAAGUCUGAUUCUCUAGCCCUUCAAAAAUAGCCUCGAAACCGUUCAAAAGAAAGAAACAGGUCAAGUGAUGGUCUGGAGCCAAAUUUCUGUCCAUUUUCGCCCAGCAAAUAAAUGCUUGGCAAGAUGUUGCGAGGUACUUACAUCUCUUUUUCCUCUUCUUUCAGACGGAGUCCAAUUUCAGUUGCGGCUGCAGCCAUUUACAUGGCAUCCCAAGCGUCAGAUGAGAAAAGAUCACAGAAAGGUAUAUGAUAUGCCAUUAUUUGUUUUUGUUUACAAAUCCCACCCAUGAGUAUGUUCACACUACAGUGAAACCUCUAUUAAGCGGACACCUUCGGGACCUUCCCAAGUGUCCGCUUAAUAGAGGUUGUAAAAAUUGCGCAAUGUUUGUUAACGAUCAACUUUCAACGGUUACUCUGUACUGUGAUAAAGUUGCAUGUUGUUAAAGAAGCUAUCCAGAGUUCAAGCUCAUAACCUUUUAUUACCAAAUUUAAUUUGUUUGUAACUGAAAAAACUUUAACUGACUUCAGUCCGUAUUUCAAGGACGUAAUCCGAUACUACUAUUGUCAAUUCAGUCCGUGUCCGCUUAAUAGAGGUUUUUAACAAUAGAAAAUAGCCAAAUACACCUUAUUUUAGUGUCCGCGUCCGCUUAAUAGAGGUGUCCGCUGAAUAGGGGUUCGUUAUAAAGGGAAAUAUAAGACGUUAAUUUCGGGACCCGGCUUAGUGUCCGAUAUAUAGAGCGUGUCCGCUUAAUUGUAGACUACGAGUAGUCCCCCAUUUUUCCUCAGGAAUAGUAGAGCGAGCGAAACUAGCUUAAUUGGGGGUCCGCUUAAUAGAAGUUUCACUGUAUAUCGCUGGAUAGGUUUUCGUACUGGUAUAGUAUGAACACCUAUACGAUAUCAUGCGACUUUCUACAAAAGAGAUCGGCGCUACGCAGAUCACCGUUCUUAUGUGUGAACAGAAGCCCUAUCCGACAGAGUUUUCGUGCCGGCGCAAAAGCAAUCCUGUAGAAUGUGAACACUGCCUAAAUUGGGUUUUGCAUUGCAUUCUGAAACACUAAUAUUAAAUAUUGAUAAUGUAAAUUCUUCCACAGACUUUGUGUGCACGUUUUUCUAAAUAAAUAACAAUUAUUCACCGAAGUGGAGGUGGCUAGUAUUGGAUAUUUACCGAGGACGCGAAGCGGCGCGGUAAAUUUCCAAUACUAGCCACCGUCACUGAGGUGAAUAAUUAUUGUUUUAGUAUAUACUAAAACAGUGAGAUAAUUGAGCACAAAAUGAUGAUUUUUAACUCAUUUACUGUUGCCAACGAUUACAAUUUUGGCGCGCGAUGACCGAACUGCCGCUGUCGUCGCUUUUUCUUAGCGACAAAUAAAACUUUUGAAGGCGUUUGUUUAGCUCUUGCGGGGAAGUUUCUUCAAAAGGAGUUGUGAAUUCUGUUUGUAUUUAAAAUAAUUCUGUAAAAAAGAUUAUUAAAUUUAGUUUUAAGCUUAUUUAUGAACAAGUCAACUAAAGAAAGUAACGCAAGACUUAAAAUUUGCAUUUGUAAACAAAAAACUUUUUCACCGGUUUUAUCGAUAACUAUUCAAGUCAAAAAGACAAAGCUUUACCUGUUAAACCUUCCAAACCGAACUUCGUCACCUUCUUCAUGUAUUUCGGAAAUAGCUUGCUUGAUUAGUUGUGAAAUUUCUUAGUUUGUUACGGCAGCAAACUGGGAAAGCAUUUUGCUCGCAACCUACGCGAGUUUGGCGUCGCUCGCUCGGAGGAACUGGAGGUGAAUCAGUGAAUAGUGCAGGAUAUUCACUGAUUGAGUAGCCAAUCAGAGCCUGCGAAAAACACUAUCCACUGUUUUAGUAUAUACUAAAAGAAGAUACGGUAUAAUUUACAAUUAUUUGGUCGCGGAGAAUGUAAUACGUUUGAUUAGCUGGUCUGGAUUUUGGAAGUUCGAGUUUUUGCCGUUUAGACGUGAGGUCAACUUUGUUGUGCGCUUUUUUUAACUGCAGUUUAGCCUGCCGUAUUAGCAAAGCACUUAUUACUGAGCUCGAAGCUUUGAGACGUUGAAUAAUAAAGUUAUGCCAGAUUAUAGGCAACAAAACGCUACUGGAUGUUUCUAUGUGUUUCGUAAACUGUAAAUGUGGUUAGCUAUCUCCCACUGUCUAUAGAUGUUCGAAUGGGUGGGCAUUUCUCUAAUAGACCAACAUCGCGACCAGGAGAUUAUAGCUAUACUCUGUGAUGCUUUAUGUCACGGAAAUAAAGUCAACUUUCCUGUAGCUCAUAUACUGUUUAGUGGCGGAUGUCUAGUAGAGAUCUUCAGAUUCUAAGAUGAGGACGACUAUGAGAAUGCUAUUUUCUCAAUACUAAUUAGUGCGCGCGCGUGAACCAGCGUCAUUUUGGCGGGAAAAGGUGAAAGUCGUCGUCAUUUAUAUUCUACUACGAGUUCUAACGAGAAGUAGUUGCGGAAACGAGUUAUCAAAUGAUAGAACUUUAUGAUUUUUCGAUCCGAAGAGGCUUUAACCCCCGUCAAUACAGAUAACUGUGCAUGAAGCUUUCCAGUGUGUCUCUUUUUUAAGAAUACGCGUCACAUCUCGUCCUGGUAGUCGUUCUCGUCCGCGAAUCUAAAGGUCUCUAGUGUAGGAGUCCCCGGUCCUCGACUUAUCCUGACCUCAGAUCGAAACAAGGAGGCCUGGCCCCGGUUGUUCAAACGCUGGAUAGCGCUAUCCACCGGAUAAAAAUCUAACCAUUGGAUAACGCAAUUGCUUUUCCUAAUACUUAUCCGCUGGAUAGUGAUUUAUCCGGUGGAUAGCGCUAUCCAACGUUUGAACAACCGGGGCCUGGAGGGUAAUUCUUUCUAGUUCCAGCUAAAACGUUUUCACUUAAGGCCUGGGGAGGCAUACUUUACGUGAUGUCCCUUGAUCCUCCAUUGCUGCGGUGUAGGACCCAGACCUUGAGAUAAGGGGGACCGCUCUCUUAGGGGGAGGGGGAGGGGGAACAACGGCGCUGUCGAAAAAAAUCAUUUUCUCGGCACCUCGGUUUUGUUCCAAUAUAAUGGGGGUGGGAGUGCUCCCCUAAACCCACAUAGCUCACACGGUAACUCCUGAGAAAGAGCAUCUCUUUUUUGCCUCUUCUCCGGAAAAAGAGCACUUUUACUUUGUUACUUUGUUACUUAGCUACACCGAUCAUUUUGUAACCGAAUGUAUGUCUGCUUUGUUUUUGUUUGAUAGAAAUCGGUGAUAUUGCUGGUGUAGCUGAUGUGACGAUUCGUCAGUCCUACAGACUCAUAUAUCUCCGAGCAGCUGAACUCUUUCCAAGCGACUUCAAAUUUGUUACACCUGUGGACAAGCUUCCGAGUCUUUGAGCCUAAUAUUCGUCUGUGAACACUGUUGUUGUCACACCUCAUGGACUCUAUGUUAAUAUUAUUGACAUUUUAUGUAUUGAGGAGUUAAGCUAAAGUUUUAGUAAAUUUUCAUUGAGCUUAGUUUCUCUGCAUUAAUUGGAGUGUAUAAACCAUCACCCGUUUUCGACCUAAUCACUGUGGUGUUCCUGAUCACCGUAUUCAAGACUGCUGAGGAGAUAAAGAUUUAUGAGUAACUUAUUGAGCAGGACAAAAACCGCGGUUGUCAGGUUAACGAGAUAUAGGGGGAGGCCUUCUCUGGAUGCCAGAGACUUUUCACUGAUGUACGCUUUUACAUUUGUAAGGAAUGGUGUGAAAAGUUUGGUUCCUGAAUGGUAUAGGUUUCCUCGAAUCGCUUAAUUGAUAACCUUGAGUCUGGAAAGGGAAAUCAUUCUUUUGGAAAAAUUCUUGAAAAGUAUUCCAUUUGGCAUUCAAAAAUUUGUACGAACCCGGUAACUAGUCUUUAAAAAUUCCGCUUUUUUGAGUGCGUUUAUACCUACAGUCUCCAAUUUUCUAAACCCAACUAGUGCUGGAUUCCAGUAGCUCUAAAUAAAAAGGUUAUCAUACUUCAUUUCUAAUUGCCUGCUUAUAAACCCUUUAACCACUAAUCUGAAAAUUUCUCC
This is a messenger RNA of Porites lobata, 8891 nucleotides long. The record is from the annotation of a GenBank genome assembly. NCBI's taxonomy places the organism in Eukaryota, Metazoa, Cnidaria, Anthozoa, Scleractinia, Poritidae.